AUGAUUUCCGCACAUUGUUUACUUAACAGGGAAUUAACUGCUGAGCAGAUCAAGUCUCGCGUCUUUGGGAAGCAGGAUGGGUUUGAUUUAGUCUCAAUGCAUUCAGUUAAACGUUUUGCGAAGCAAGGUUCUGCUGCAGUGUCAUCGGGUCAUAAUGACAAGGAGGCCGGAAAUGAGCAGUUCCCCGAGCAAAAUAUAACAGGUAGUGCCAAGCUAGAUCCGGCGUGGCGUGACUACUUAUUUUCAUCUAGAAAGGGUGUGGAGUGGAUGGAUGAAAUUUCUAUAACACUAUUUAGGUCAAAGCGGUCGUCUUACUUGAGGGAAAGGGAAUCGGAGUCAUUUUGA
Molecule: messenger RNA, 345 nt
Organism: Enterobius vermicularis (human pinworm)
Lineage: Eukaryota; Metazoa; Nematoda; Chromadorea; Rhabditida; Oxyuridae
Source: the annotation of a GenBank genome assembly